Messenger RNA from Lymnaea stagnalis (great pond snail), 14277 nucleotides. Lineage: Eukaryota; Metazoa; Mollusca; Gastropoda; Lymnaeidae. The record is from the annotation of a GenBank genome assembly.
GCUGAUUCCGUCACAUGACUAUCAGCAGGCUAAAAAUGAAAAAUAGUUAAGAUGAAGUAUGAGUGUUGUUCCUUCUAAAGUGUAUUGAUCUAGUUACUAGUUCAUUUCAGGUUUAUUUAUCAAAGGUGAAAGUCGCGGAGACUUAUAUUAUCACGAUAAAUAAGGAUCAUUUUCGAGACUUACAGAUAUGACCGACGCUGGAACAUGGAUCGAAGAUCACAUUUAUGUAAGUGUAAAUUACUGUAAACUUCUUCUAAGACACUAAGUACUAAGUCUAAGUUACUAAGACGACUUAGUACUUUUUACUUUUAGUUCUUCAAAGAAUUGUAAUUUAAUUUGGAUACUUUGUUUUAAAUUUACGUUAUCUAAAGUCCAAAGUUAUUUAGUGUCUGUUUGAUUUUGAAAUUUGAUUAUUUCAUGUUAAGGUAUAUAACUAGGGCGAUCUUAUAUAGGGACAAUAAUUAAUUAAAAUAUUGUGGAUAGUCAAGAAGUCAUUUUCUAUUUAUUAUUUAUAAUUUUAAUUAUUAAUAAAUUAAUAGAAUGGCUCUAAAUAUUUAUUAUUAUGAAUAUUAUUAUAUUAUAUUAUGAUACUCAGUCUUGAGAAACGUGUUAAUAUUAAUGUUUGGAAUUUUAAUAAAGUUGCUCUCUUGAGUAUUGACAAGUGACAGUGACUCUUGUUAAUUCAAUAAACUUCAAUUUCAAUAAAUAGUGUAAAUAUUAAUCAUAAAUAAGUAAUAGUAAAUACUAAUAACUAAUUUGAAUAGGCCCUAGGUAGCCUGGCUAUAACUUAUUGAUUCAGGACAUUAUUUAUUUUUUUUACAUUCAUAAUAUUCCUAUUAAAAAAAUCCUAUGUCUUAUGUAAAUCCUGGCGCAGACCAGGAUUCUGGUUUUAAAUUUUUAAUAUAGGGCAUUUGUUUUAGCUAUUCUUUGAAAAUUUUUUAAAAUCAAACAUAAACAAAAUGAUUUAUGAUGUUUAGGUAUUAAAAUGGUUCAAUGAUCACUUUGAUAGAAAGUUUGAUGGCAUUGAUGGCUACUUGAAUCUAUACUAAUAACAGUACAAUGACAUUUUUGAGCAAAUCAAUUGGAACAUUCUUUCAGGUUCCAGUUCUUGGUGGCCUAGCUAUACUUGCUCUGUUUGUUGUUCUCAUCUACUACUGCUUGUGUAGGAAAAGACGGUAAGAAACAUUGUCUACAUUAAUCCCAUUAUUUAUACAUCAUACUUAAAGAUAAGUAAUAAAAUGCCUUUUUACUAAUUACAUUCGGAAAGGAAGCUUUUGUUUUAUCAUCUCUUACAAGUAAAAAAAAAAAGUUUAGCAAUUUUUUACAAUUUUUUGUUUGAUUUAAAAAGUAUUUUUUAUUUGUGAAAUUUCCAAUCAAGCCAAUGAAAACAAUAAUUUAGAUAUUUUCAUAACCAUGGUGUGGAGUACAAGUCAAGUAGCUUAUUUUCACUCUUAAGUUCUGGAUGCUAUCAUCUAGUGAUAGCCCUGUGUGAUAUCAGCCUGAGUUAUAUUUAAAUGGUGUGUCAUAAUAAUUUUUUUUUUUCCCAGUAGUUAUUACUGAAUGAGGAAGCUAAUUUUAAAAGUAAUCUUUAAUGAAAAUGAAUUAAAUGCUUUAUUUGUAAAAAAAAUUAUUAAAUUUUUUUUUUUUUUUUUUUUUUUUUUUUUUUUUUUUUUUUCCAGUAGUUAUUAUUGAAUGAGGAAGUUAAUUUUAAAAGUAAUUUUUAAUGAAAAUGAAUUAAAUGUUUUAUUUUUAAAAAAAAUUAUUAAAUUUUUUUUUUUUUUUUUUUUUUGUGAGUGGCUUUAUUUAGCCACUCACAACUUUCUUAAUAAUAAAACCAGAGGUUCUGAACACUUAUCAUUUAUUGGUAAUAACUUGGACACAUCACAAAUUUAUUAUGUUGUCUGAGAAUUAACAUAAAUAAAGUCAUAGAUCCCAUAAACAUUUUCAUUAAUCAUAAUGAUGUUUAGAUCUAACAAUUAGUCGGUUAGCAAGGGUUAACAAUCCUACUUAAAAAAUGUUAUGGUCAUAAAGGAGUCCAUUCACUCCUAUAUCAGAACCUAUAGAUCCUAAAUAAUCUUAUCUCUCAUAAAUACUAUGUAAGUUUUACUGAUGUCAGUACCCGGUAUUUAGUCAGUUGGCUGAUCAAAUCAAUCAUAAUUUUCCUGAUUAUUUCAUAUUUUGGAGGUUUUUUUUAACUAUAUCUUUGGAAUGAGUAAAUCUGUAUAACUAAUGACAACAUCUCUGGUUGUCAAAUUUUCUUGUAUGGGAGUUUUAAAAAAAUAUAUCUUUAGAUAUGACCCAGUGUUACUCAGAAUAGAUUGAAUAUUGGGCUACUUUCUACCUGCUAUUGCGAACUAUUAACAUCUAAAAAUACCAUUUCUUUUGUGUGUAAAUAAUUUGGGUUUUGAUGUAUCCUUAAAAAAAAAAAAAUACGAAAAUUAUGUUAGAAAACCAAACAUUCCUGUCACUUUACAAUUACAUUUCAAAUCAUACUCGAGGCGAAGUGGUUCAAAUAAUAAUGACUGACAUUUUAUUAUCCACAUUCAGUGACAUUCACAAAAGUAAAUCUGAAAACGCGUGGAACUUAUAUGAAUUUCAAUUAAUAGCUUCUGGGUAAUCUGCUUUACUUAAUAAUGUGUCAACACACUAUAAAUCUUCAUUUAAAACAUCAAUGAUCUCUGUUGAAUCUUCUCUAGACAAACCUCCAUUAUUAUUCUACCAUUUUAUUCAACUUCUAUCUUGUCUCACUCUUCACCCUCAUUGGCAAGUUUUCUCUCAAGUCCCAGUUGUAUAUUAUAUAAGUAAUAACUACCAUAUUACUUAUCUCCCACAUAUUUAUAUUCAUAUCUGUGACAAUUCCUUAAUUUUAAUUAAUUACAUAUAUAUAAAUAUUUAUGUCUUUAAUAUCAUUGUGUUUUGAGAAAUUCUUAUCUUUUAUGUAAAAGAGACCUGCCUAACCCUUUUUCUUGCCCAUGAACUACAAAGAAAAUUUUUUAAAACAUGUAUGUCCUUAAAAAUAUAUAUAUUUGCAAUUUUCAACAAUUUGCACAACCUUUUGCCUAGCUUCUGAACUAUAUGUUCAGAAAAAUCAUAAAGCACAGAAUUCAUAUAUCUAAAGAAUAAUAUAUGAAUCUAUUAUUUAUAUACUAUGGUUAUUUAUUUCAAAUUUAAAUCUUUACCAAAGUUCAAAUCUGUAACAUAAUUGGGCUUGGAUUUAUUGAUAUUAAAAUGUACCCAACCUGACGUCCAAUUUGCCUCACCUUUAAAUUGUUAAAAUACCGGUACAUAGUUCCCAAUUUUUUCUUAAAAUUAUCUGUAUACCAAUGUCUUCAUGUCUGUAAUGUUUUUACUAUGACGGAAACAAUGUCACCCAAAUACUUGAAAACUAUUCAAAACUUAGCUCCACCCCAAUUUCCUCAAGCUUGAAAUGAAAAAAACAGAAAAUUGUUAAAUACCUACUUCACAAUUUUAUAUUAAAUUAUCAAACUUCAUCGAGUUUUGAGGCAUGGGUACACUUAUGCAAAUGUGCCUAGAAUGUGUUAACACCUUAAACUAUAAUUUCCAAUAUUGUUAUAAAAUAUUUAAUUAUUUUAAAAGAAAAACUAAAACCUUUCUUUCAUGAAUGUGAUAUAAUCAAGUUUAAACAUCAACAUGUCAUCCACAUAAAAUGUACACACCCUGAUUGCUCCCCCUGAAAUGUGUUUACCGAAGAAGGGUAAAUAAUUUAUAUAAUGCACAUAUCAAUUCUGAUGUGUAUCUUGUGCUGCCUGAGGACAAAUUUUAAAAAAUUGCACCCCCCCCCCUAUUUUAUUAUGUUUUUAAUAAACAUUAAUAAAAAUCAUCUACUGGAUAGUAACCCUCUAUGUAUGUAUUUUUUGCCCACCCUUGAACUUUAUUAAUAUUCUCAUGACAAUGUCUCUCCCUCUUUGCCACAAAUAUGUUACAGAUUUGAACUUUGUUAAAGUAAACAACCAUGAUCUUUAAAUAUACGGAAUUUUAUUUACUUUUCGUGCUAUUGAACAGAGCAUAGCACAAUGGCAUUAGCUUGUUCUUAUAUAUAUUCUGAAGAAUUAAAUGUCAUAGGCAGAUGAGGGAUUGUCCUAAGGCUCAUUAAUUAAAAAUAAUAUGCAGUAAGCAAGAUUGAAGUCCUUAGUAAUGACUACCACCAUCUCCACACAAACACUUGAUCUACCAACAUGAACCAGGUUUAAUUCCAUGCCUCUUUUUUAGAGAGCCAAUUAAAUUUUUUCUUUAUCUUAAAUUUUCCCCGCUGUGCCCCCAUGCUGCAGUUCCCCCCCCCCCCCCCCCUCUUUAUAAGCACACACAGUAUCAUAUUUGCUAUUGUGUUGAAAUAGUUUUUCUUUCCUCAUGAACUUUUUGUUCUUUUUCAAUAUUUGAAAAGAAAAAAUUAAUCCUGAAAUAAAUUGAAGAUAGAUCUAUGAAAUUUAUUUUUGCUCAGAUUUUAUGCCAGAGAUUAUGUCUACAAGAGGCUGGAACAUGAGGCUGAACUUGCUGAACAGAUGAACAGGGAGAGGGAGACGCAGCAGAAUGUGAAACGAGGUGAGAAGAAUGGCUAAUCUUUAUCUGCACUGGUUGUCUGUGGGGUGCCUAAAAAGCAAGUCAUGCUCCGGAGGGGGGGAGAGGGGUUUAAUAGAGUGUGAAAGUUUGUGACAUACGGAGGGUGUAUAAAGAUCGUUUAUGAUGUCACAAAUUAUAUAUUUUUUAUCAUAUCAACCAAAAUUGAAAGUGUUGUUAAAAUAUCUGUUUUGAUUGACGUAUGCUGACAAAUGAUUUCACUUUUAUGCGAACAAUUUUUUAAUUUGUGACAUGAAGGAUGGAGAGGUAAAAUUUUCCAAAAAUAGCAUAACAUACUUUGUUAUGAGAGAAGAAAUGAUAAUCAUGUCCCAUUUGUAAAUAAUAGAGUGUAAUAUAAUAUGGACUUCAUGUUUAAAACUUUAUGUUAAUAAUGUUUGUGGUGUAGAAUCCAUUUGACAAUGGAAAUGACAAUUAAUAAGUGUCUUUUUGCUUUUUAAGUUUAUUAUCGUUGAAGUCUCAGAUGAGAGUAUGAUUUUAUGGUAGCAGAGAUAAAAUUAAUCUAAUUUAUAUCCCUAGACACGGUUUACAUGAAUUGUCAGUACUACCUGAGGUCACAUCCAAACUACAGAAUAGUGCAACAAUUAAAAGAACUAGGUAGGUCUUUUUUCAGCUUUGCUACACAUUGAUUGGAGGGGAGGAGGCGGGCAACCGUUGUGUUGUGUGAGAGAAGUAAUUAUGGGGACCUUGAUGCAAUUAAAACAAACAGCCUAAGCCUUAACAUCCCAAAAUAAAUUUUAAGACCCUGGCGGUUGCGCACCACUGAUUUACAUCAAAGUCUUAAGAGACAGUCAAUCAACUCAAUCACUUGUGUGUUUAAUAUUUUAAAUAUUAUUUAACAAUGUUGUUUUUAAAAGCUUCAUCCGAACUAGAAUCUCAAAUUGAUCUCCAUAUAUACGUUUGGUUGUUAUAGGUAUAAUCACAAUCAUGGUGGAAUUAGAACUUUUAAAAUGGAACACCAGAAUCUACUCUGAUUAAAAGCUCUUGAGAGGAUCAUGAGCACUGUUAAAUGUUAAGUGGUCUUAUCUUGUGUAAACAAUAUAAGAGCGCAUUAAAACUUUGCUUUGUGUUGUAUUUGCAUAUUCCCUGAAUAACUUAUUUUUUAUUACAAACUAAUAUAUACUACAGAAGUACAUUACUAUAGAGAUUUAUCAAGUCUUUGUUAGUAAUAUAUGAUAUAGAUGAUAAAAGCUCUACUUAAAAUGGCUAUGAAAAUUUAGAGAUCACUCCUCUUUCCUCACUAAAUUUAAAAAAAAAAAAAGAUAUUACCUUUUUGUUAUUUAUUUAUAUUUGUUUCCAUUACAUAUUUACCAUCACCAGCCAGAUAAAUCUAUUGGCAAAAUCGUUAAAGAAAAAAAAGGGGGGAAAAAAGCAUAUUAGAGCUUUAUUUAUUAUUUAAUAAUGAGAGGAAUUACAGUACUUAACAUAUGGUUGGUAAUGAGCAAAUAUGUUUUAUUUUAAAUUUCAAUAUUAAUCUGAUGCUGAUUUCCCCAGGUAGCAGAAUAGACAAACAUUGGUUUAUAGUGGCAGACAUUAGAACUAGUGAAGAAUACAUGUUGAGCUGUGUGCCUUUUUGUCCUAAGAUGGCUGUGCCAUUCACUAAACCUACUUGUAAAACUCUAAAAGAUCUGUUCUCUUUGUUACAGGUAAGAUUACCAUCCAUGUCAACCUUGUCACAUAUUUUUCUAUGUGUUUUUUAAUUUAUUCAAGCAUUUUUAAAUGUGUUUAGCUCAUAUAAAUGUGCACAUUUUAAAUCAGUAUUUAAUAAAUAACUCUUCAAAGCAUUUUCUCUAAGCUAAAGUUUCCAUGGUAAUUUUGUUGUUUUUUUCCUUACAUUUCAGCAUCCACAUAUUUUCCCAAUCUAUGAUUUUGACUUUGCUGUUGAGCAAAAUCUUGUUUUUGUUGUGCAGCCUGUUGCAACUAGGGGCUCCCUUAAGGAUAUGAUCUAUGAGGUAAAAGUUCCAUACAAUAACCAACAUAUAUAAAGGCAAUUAAUAUCUUAAGAGUUUUUGCUGUGUGGUAUAUGUUAUAUAAGUAAAACAAGCAUUUCUAAUAGCUUUACCAUAUCUUGGAUUUUUUAAUUUUGUUCAUUGAAAUUUAAAUGGGAUGAUGUUUUUUGUUGUUUUUUUACUGAGAAAUGAUAAUCAACAUAAUUGGAACAUACAUCAUUGUUGUAAAGUCAUUCUCUGUUGGUCUGUCUUGUCCAGUGUCGCUACUCAGAAAUAUGGUACAACAAGUACAACCACAGACACAGAGGUCUAUCACUACAAAAUGUCAGAUUGUUUGGCAAACAGAUCCUAAGUGUGAGUAUCUUGAGUGUAUGCCAUAUAUUUUAAUUUUAACAUUUAGAUUGAUAGCUUUGCUUUUUAUUUUAUUUUUUAAAUCAGUUCAUUUUUUUUUUUUUUUGGUUCUGAAUUAUAUAUAUUUUUUUAAUUUUAUAAAAUUUUUUUUUUUUUCCUUUUUAAGUGUGAGUAUUUUGAGUGUAUGCCACAUAUUUUAAUUUUAACAUUUAGAUUUAUAGCUUUGCUUUUUAUUUUAUUUUUUAAAUCAGUUCAUUUUUUUUUUUUUUUGGUUCUGAAAUAUAUAUAUUUUUUUAAAUUAAUAAAAUUGUUGUCUUUUUCCUUUCUAAAAUCAGGGUAUGUUAUAUCUAGAGGAGAAAGGCUUCCCUCUCCACGGAAAUAUACAGUCUGGCAAUAUCAUGAUGGAAAAUGGCAUUUGCAGGUACAUACGGUUGAUGUAUGUUGAAUCAUCAUACAGAAGCUCCCACAGCCUUAUAAAAAAAACCCAGACACAAAAAAAAAAAAAUUAUAUAUUUUCAAUCAUUUAUCAUUGUUUUUAUCAUUGUUUUUAUCAUUGUUUUUAUCAUUGUUUUUCUUUACCUUCCGCCAUCCCUUUACCUUUUCAUGAGGUCUGGAUUAGUUAUAAAAUCAAAAAAGCUUCAGCAAUGUUGUUAAUGAUAUGUAAUUAUGGUACAUUGGUGUCUGUUUCUUUUAUCGUUUUGUGUGUUUGAAAGAUACCUAUCUGGUUCUAAGUUUAUUUGUGAAUGAUUCCCACAAAAGCUUUGUAUGUAGAAAGCACUAAACAGUUAAUGAUAUACGGCACCUCAAUAAUUGCUUUUGAAAACUCUACACUGACCAAAGGUCACUUUGAUUAGACCAAUAGUUUUUAAUCUUGAUUUUAACCACUACUGAUUUGAACCUAAGCUGUUGAACAUGCGUUCGAACUGAUGCUGCCAUUUUAUAAAGUGCAUCCUUUUUUUUUUAUAUGUCAGGGCUAAUUUAAUGCAUGUUUGUAUCAUACAUCUAUCAGCUAGUGGUGAAUUCUUCUCCUAAUAAUGGAAGAAUGUUCAAUAGCUUUUUUUGGAGAAAAAGCUCCAUGUUUCACUCGAUGAAUGUUUUAUUUUCAGAAUCGCAGGCUAUGAAAAUAAAUUUUUGGCCAACACAUCUCGCGUGUACACACUGGUCAAGAGAAAGUUGAAGGAUGAAAACAAAUGUGCAUUAGACAUCUUGUGUUUUGGUAAGAAUCUUUCUUUUUUUAAAAAUAUAUUUUCAAGGUUAAAAUAUCAUCAUAGAUAUUAUAAAAUCUCAACUCACCGUCUUACGCCAUCUGAUAAAAUGUUCAUAGGACCGGCUCUUGGGGAGGAAGUUAAACAUGAGUAAAAUAUCUCAACCUUGGAAGUCUUAAAACAGCAGCCAAGCUAGUGCUGGAUUGAAAAUCCUUGGUGUCGUCGUCCCCGCCCCCCAAAAUUACUCUAGUCCUAAUGGUGUCAUAUACAUCUUGACCAAUUGAUCGAUUAGUGUGUCUCUAGUCUAGCGAUUGUUAGUCCUAUUCUGAUAAUUAAUCAUAUCUAUUCUACUUUUCAGUGCUUAUAGAUUUAAUAUUUACUUACCAACGAUGCAUUUUCUUCUUCUAAGGUCAUCUACUCUAUGAGAUGGCUUUUGGCUACGAACUGCCUACAGCUCAUCCUGAACCUCAGCACUUAAUAGGAACACAGUCUCCAGCAGUUGUUGAGGCAAGUCAACUAAUAUUAAAAUAUACAUUAAAAUAGUAGGCCAGAAAAGCCUUUGUUAUGACGGAACAACAACUAAAAAAUAGGAGAAAGCACUAUCACCUUGCCAAUAUCAGUAAUUGUUUAAACCGUUAAUAAAAAUGUUAAAAAUAUUAACUUAGCUCUAUUCAUUUGUGACUAAUGAAGAAAAGUUAUAAAUAACAAAAAUAAGACAAUACACAGAAAACGUGUGGAGAAGAAAAUCCUUGAAAUUGUGUGUCUUUUAGAUGUAGUUCUAUUGCAAUAAUGCAUGUAAGGCAUACAUUGAACUGUACUGCAGUGAAACUGGUAUAGUAUUAAGAUGCAACAAAUCACAAACAAUAAUCAAAAAUACAAUGUGAUUUUAUUUCUGUAUCAAGCUUAUUCAGGCUAAACAAUAUAUAUUUUUUUGUCUUUCAGAUUUUGAAUUUUAUCUUUGAAAAUGAAAGCAAGAAAUAUCCAACAAUUCAAGAGGUGAAAAGUUUUUUUUUUUUUUUUAUUUCUGCUUAGUUCCUGCUGACAAGCAUGUCUUAGUUUUUGCACUUGUUUUUGUAAAAAGGUGUACAAUAGAGCGAGUAUUGCCUUUGAGUUCAGCCUCAGUUUGUUCUUAACAAAAUAAUGCGAGGAUGCAGUCAUUUUAACGAUUUUAGUGUUAGAUUUAAACUUGAAGCCAAAAAUGCCAGUAAAAAUACAUUACAAUAAAUUGUCUUACAGGGUUAAUAACCACAUUUGGCUCACUCCACAGAUAAAUGGCCAACCUUUUUUUGCCAAUGUCAAGCUAUCAGAGAUGGAUCAAUAUAACCCAGCAAAAGUAAUUUCUACAAACUAUCGAGUGUACUUUUUUUGUAACUAGCAUGAGUAACUUUUAAGGACAUGGAUUUUAGACUUAUACUUAUAUACAUUUUUGCUAAAAAAAAUUGUGUUACAACAUAUUUAGAUUAAAAUGUUCAAAUGAGUGAAGAUUUUAUAACAUUUAGUAAGUGGAUCAGUAGUUAUUUGUAACUUUUCAAAUGUGUGAAGAUAUUGACACAAUUAGUAGAUAAGUAAUGAGUUGUAACUGGUCAAAUAUGUCAUGAUAAAGACACACAAAAAUUAUUUCAUCUCUAAGAUACACCUGAGUGAGCCAAUGAAAAACAUCCUGAAAGCUGUCAGGAAGGGAAAACCUCUGAAACCACCAAAACCAAGUUCAACUAAGUAAGACUGGAAUAUAUUUAAUGUAACAUGAUUUAUUUUAUUUUUUUAAUAUCUCAGAUUUGAAUGAGAUUGAAGGCUUGCAGAGUUACUGUACUUAUUUGGUUUUAUUAAAACUUGAGGUGCAACUUUCUACCAUUAAACUGUAAGAAUCUCUGGGAUAGAGAGUAAUAUAUGCCAAUGAUUAUUACCGAUACUGAGGUGUUUUAUUAUGCUUACCAACUCGAGGGAUAUUUUUCUGUUGUGACGUGUAGUUUUUUCUUUUGAAAUAUAUUGAAAAGGAGAAGGUUUUCUUGAUCAUAGUGUUAAUAUGGAACACAUUCAAAAUUAGGCUAUGUCCAUUUCAUCCAAGGAUUUUGAGAAUCUCACAUAUAAAUAUACCACCCUGCAUCAACCAGUGCCUUGGAAACUUUAAGUCGCUCAACCCAAAUUAUCAAUACCCGUAGUAGGACUCCAGCAUCCACCCAUCACAAUGUGAUGAUGGUGUAGACUUAACAGGAUGAAAUCACAGUGCCUGGAAAAUAAGCUGAUUCUCUAGACAGGAAAUCACCUUUCUCCAUGUACCAGAUAACCCAUAUCAUAUGUGAAUGAUAUUGCAUGGCACCAAUAGCAUGACCAGAGUUACCAGAAUUUCAUAGUGUCAAUGUUAUCCACCCACCGGACGCCAUCUCUGGGUUUGUUUCACUGUUUUCCUUUUUAAAGGUGAGUACCUCUCCAAGGCUGCCAUCCAAGGUUAACAAAUCUCAUCCACCCAGAUGGGAUGGUGAUGUUUUUGUUUGUCUGGGCUUUGGUGGGGAUGAAACGCCAGACCACAAGUUUUUUGGAUUGACUCAGUUUAGACCGCCUGGCCAACCAAAAUACUAAUUACAAGUAAUUUAUGGGUGCUUAGCAUUUUACUGUCAAUGGAAAAUAUUUAUUUUGUGAUUUAUAGUAUUCUUUUUAAAACCAUAACAUUACCGGUAUUUGCUUCUUUUUUUUUUUAUUUAAUAAGCAUAUCAAGAAAGAAAAAAGGUAUUUGAUGAUAUAAUUUUGAAGAAAAUUUCUUUUGCCUACCUUAAAAUGUAAUUUUUUUUUAAUUACUAACAUUUGACAUAAAUGAAUAUUUGAAAGUCUAAAUACCAGUAUAUAAACUUCCUCUCCUCUGAUACCUUUGUCUUUAUUUAUUUGUUCAAUGUCAUAAAGACAAAAAAGAAACCAAAAAAACAAAAAAACUUUUAUGUUUUAUUAACAAACCCGCCCUUACCAUGGUUUACAUUAAUUUUACAGCUUUUUUUAUAUUUGAUUUGUGCAUUUUUCUUUGCAGUUACAUUUUUUAUUUAUUGAAUAUUACUUUAUUAUGGGAUUCAAAACACUGACAUUCUUUAAGUAAAAUCAAGUUGAGCUGAUUAUUAAUUAUACAAAAUGUGUAAUUGAUUUUAAAAAAUAAAGCUGAUUUAUUUCAGGUUUUUUACUGUCAGACAAUGGAAACUAAAACAAAGCAGAAGAUGAAUAGAUAAAGAAAUUUUGUAAAUAGAUAAAGAAAUAUAAAGAUGUGAAAGCUCUCACAAAAAAGAUUUCAUUGAAGAAAUAUGGAACUAGAGUUUAUUAGCAAUGUGAAAUCUGGAUCAUUAAACUCAUUUUUACUUUGUCUAUCUGCUGUAACUACUAUUUCAAGGCUAAUAAAAAUUACCUUCUGUGUAAGUCAAGAAAGAUAACAGAUUUAAAUAUCUAUCUCUACAGGAAAAAGAGGAGAGCCACAUUAACAGGUUCCCCAACACCACAGUCUCCGUCUGCGGGGACUGCAGCCCCACUGGCUCCUCCACCACCUCCACCAGGUGCGCCACCCCCUCCUCCACCACCACCACCACCAUCGGGAGGUGCUCCACCACCCCCUCCGCCAUCCGUUCCAGCAUCAUCCACGGGCAGGAUGGCUCUGCUUGGCGAUAUCCGUAAAGGUGCAAAACUCAAGAAGGCUGUCACACAUGAUCGCAGCGCACCAAAAGUUUGAGGUUAAAGUUCAUUGCAUUUUGGUGCUUAAUAACUAUGAUUUUGGAAGAUGAAGACAUGUGCAUUUUAAAAUCUGUAUCAACCACGCAGACAGACAACUCAAAAUGAUAAAGACUUACCAAGAAGUGGUUCUAAUGGCAUUGUUGUAUGUUAUUAUGCUGUACAUAUAGCAGUUAUCAAGCCAUUUUUUUUUAAUUUCUUUUUACAAAACUGCGUAAAAGUGUUUGUCAUGCAGUGCCUGAUCUAUUUUUAUACCUUGUGAAAGGAAAAUAUGUAUCAUGUCAGUUUUAUAAUGGAUAUUUUAUGUCACUUAAUGUCACUUGAAAUCUUAUUUCAUUUAUACACUUGAAAUCUUAUUUCAAAUAUACACUUGAAAUCUUAUUUCAUUUAUAUUAUGAGAUAAGAAAUGUUUCUUUUAUUUUGGAAGGCAUGUUUUUGUUAUUCGCAUUGUUUUUAUUUAUCAAAAAUUUCAUGGAGUAAUUUCAUUUUAUUUGAAAGAAAUAAAAAUGUCAUCUGUAGAUGUAGAAUAUAUGAACUGAACUUCACCAUGUGGGUGACGUUUGCAUUUAAUAUAUGAUGAUGGAUAGCUCCGAAACUAAACUUAAUCAGUUGCAGACAUGACAUGGUUUUUUUUUUUGGGGGGGGGAUGGGGGGAUUUAAUUUACACUGAUGGCAUUUUCUACUGUUCAACAUGUUAGAUCUUUCUGUCUCUAAGCUCAGCACAAAUAAAUCGUCAAAUCCUGAGAUUUGUAGUAGCCAUGGCCCAGAUUUAUGUAGCAGGGCUUUAUCUUAAAUAUGCUUUCAAAGACAUAUAUACUAUUGACCAAAUGAAUGUCUUGUCAAGAUUAACUAAUAGGAACCAAUGUGUGACUGAGGCAACUGAAAUAUUGAGAUGUAUUGAAACUGCUUUUUUAUUCUUCUUUUUUUUUAUGUUUAUAUAAUGCCGUUAAUUUGUUAAUCGAAACAAGUUUUGCAUUAGUUAUUUAAAAAAAGUCAUGAAAAAUGUAGUUUUGAUACUCAAAUAUAACACUGAAUGUUUGAUUUGUGAAUAGUAAGGGUAGCAGAAAAUAUUUUUAUUUUGUUUUUUGUUUAUCAAUUAAGGUGAAAAAUAGGGAAGUACUUUCUAUACACUGUUGCAUUGUAAAAUUUGUCAAUGCACAAGGUGUCUGUCAUUGUAAAUCAAGGAUUGCCCUAAUAUUGAUAAAUGGAAUUUAUUUAAAUCCAUCUUUAGACUAAACUGUUAACCAGAGUUAAUUCUGUAAUGUUAUAAGCAUUUGCAUGUGAUUCCUGAAUCAAAAUAAAUGUAUAUCUAUAUAAUGUACAUUUAUAUAUAUUUGAAUUAAGGGUAACAGUAGAGACGUGUACAAUCUCUAGAAGUUUGAGUUAUUAUGGUAAUGGUAAUGAUAAAGAUAUGUACAAACUCUAGAAAUUUGAUUUAAAAUUGUAAGGGUAAUUGUAAAGACAUGUAAAAAUUCUAGUAAGUCAAGUUAAAAGUGUAAGGGUAAUUGUAAAGAUGUGUACAAACUCUAGUAAUUCGAGUUAAAAGUGUAAGGGUAAUUGUAAAGCUAUGUCAACUGACAAGUUUAAUGUCAGAAUUAAAGAGACUGUAACUCAUUAUCAAAAUUUCCAAGGGCUAUGGGUUCAUUUCCUGCUAGGAAAAUUAAUUAAAUAUUUUUGUGAAAUUUCUAUAUGAUAUUAAUAACCUCCGAAGCCUCCUCCUUUCCAAAUCCAAGAUUGAUUAAAACAAAAUAAUAAUAGUGCUUCAAAUGGUUCACCAUUACAUAAUAGGAUUUUUGUAAAAGAAAAAAGGGAAAAAAUUGUCAUGUUUUUAACUCUCAAAUUUUAGUUUCAUUUCUCUAUCACCACCUAAGAAAACAGGAAAUUAUAGAGGAUGGAAUAAAUGGCUGUAAUAUUUUAUUUUUAGAUUACCAUAUGCCUAUUUGGGUCAGAUGACUUAGCUAUGAUAAUUUUAUUUCUUUGUAGGACCAUAACUUGCACAUGACAUCAUCUAGAACCCUAUAUCUAUAACCGAUUCAUUUGACAUGUGAGGAAAUGUAUAUACUGGAAUGACAUGUAAAAUAUGAUGAACAGUAUUAUUGUUUAUGUGAACUGUUUCCAUUUUUAAUAAAUGUUACAAAUAAUAAGCACCUUUUUGACACUCAUAUUGAAUAUAAAAUAUGCUAUUUAUUAAUAAUGCAUUCUGUUUUUAUCCCUUCUACAUAAAUACUAAGCCCAAACAUCAUCUGUCUCUUAAGUGCUUAUUUUAUCUCUUCAAAUAUUUACAUUUCAAUCUUUUUUGCCCUAUUGUUGAAUUUUUUACUGAAACAAGUUUGCAUGAGUUUUAUUUUUAUUCUUCACCUCUCAUAUUAACAUCUAUGUUAACUCACCAUUUCUGGUAAAAUGAUUUCCAUGACAUUCAAGACAUUUUUAAAUAAAUAUUUGUGGGUUUUUUUGUUUUUUUUAAACCUACAAGUCAACGC